Molecule: messenger RNA, 351 nt
Organism: Entrophospora sp. SA101
Lineage: Eukaryota; Fungi; Glomeromycota; Glomeromycetes; Entrophosporales; Entrophosporaceae
Source: the annotation of a GenBank genome assembly
AUGGAUGAAAAAAGUAAUAAUCAACAGCAUCACCAAAAAUGUAUAAGCAAUAAUAAUAGUCGUAUUGGAGGUGGAAGAAUGAGACGUAGUAGUUCUUUGGAUCAUAAUAUGAUUCGUCAAAUAACUUCAACUUAUGGAUCAUCAUCACUUUCUUCUCCGUCACCAACAUCACAAGCAUCAGCAUCGCAAAUAUCAAUUAAUCAUUCUACCACCAUUACAAAAUCGUUAUCAACAUCUUCCACAUCCUCAUCUACACCUUUAUCAUUAUCUACUCAUUCACCACUUUCUUCUACCACUAACACUGCACCCGUUAUUCAACAAAUAGACCAAAGAGUUAUUAUAGCAAAUUAA